This is a messenger RNA of Rhagoletis zephyria (snowberry fruit fly), 2112 nucleotides long. The record is from RefSeq and is a predicted model, not a curated record. Lineage: Eukaryota; Metazoa; Arthropoda; Insecta; Diptera; Tephritidae.
AUGACUCCGUCCGGUCGUAUGGCCAUCGGCUACGGCGAUGAACAGCAGCAGCAGCAGCUCCCCAAGGAGCGUCACCAUCAGCUUCGUUCAGUAGACAACAACAUGUCAGACGGCCGACAAACGAUCGUCGACAAUGAUGUACAGCCUUAUUGGUUCGCAGCCGAGCAAAUGAGUUAUUCGCCAACAUCUCAGCAAGGUGGUAACAUCAAUGGCCAGAUUUAUCACCUCAAAAUACUGGUCCCGGCGGUCGCCGCUGGGGCCAUCAUCGGCAAGGGAGGGGAGACGAUCGGACAGCUGCAGAAGGAGACAAACGCUCGCGUGAAGAUGUCAAAAGCGAAUGACUUCUAUCCAGGUACAUCGGAGCGCGUCUGCCUCAUCUCUGGCUCAGUGGACGGAAUCAUGCGAAUCAACGAGUUCAUCAUGGAGAAGAUCAAGGAGAAGCCGGACCCCAAUGCGAAGAUGGCAAUAGACUUUGACAACAAGCAGCCUGCAGAAAGGGAGAAACAAGUGAAGAUCCUUGUACCAAACAGCACUGCUGGCAUGAUAAUCGGCAAGGCUGGAAGUUACAUCAAGCACAUAAAGGAAGAGAGCGGCGCCUACGUGCAAAUAUCGCAAAAGUCGCUCGAUCACGCGCUGGCAGAGCGCUGCAUCACCGUAAUCGGCGACUACGAGUACAACAAGAAGGCCUGUCAGAUGAUACUGGCGAAGAUUGUCGAAGACCCGCAGAGUGGAAGCUGCCUCAACGUGAGCUACGCCGACGUCACCGGGCCGGUGGCCAACUUCAACCCCACCGGGUCGCCGUACGCCAACGCCGCCAACUCGAGCAUGGGCAACUCGAACAACAGCAAUCCCAACUACAGUUCCAACGGCAGUCUGAACAGCAUGAGCCCCACGCUGAACAACUCCUUCAACGGCGGCCAGGGCGUGCAGAACAGCGCCGGCAAUAUGAUGCAGUUUGGCAAUGUCUUUCAGAGCGGCGCCGCCGCCGCCUCCAACGGCUCUGCCCAGUCGUCGCAGAUGAUUGAAAACUUUCGCGGCAUGCUCCGAGCUUGCGGCUACACCGAGGACGCCGUCAAUGAGAUCUGCAAUGCGAUGGCCACGCUCGCCAACUACGGCAUGCUCGGACUGGGCCUCGGCCUGGGCAAUGGCAUGAUGAACGGCACGCCCAUUCUCGGCAACCUCAGCAUGGGCCUCGGUCCGGGCACGCCUACGCAGAGUCUGCAGAUGAGCGGCGUCAGUCCGAGCGCCCACGCGCACCACCACCAGAAUACGCUCUUCUCGGCGGGCGGCGGCGGCGGCAUGUCCGCUCUCGACCAAAGUGGCUGUACCAAUGUGCCCUCGGUGGGCGGCGGGGGCAAUGGCGGCAACAACAUGUUCGGCCCCAUUGGCACAGUCGGCGGCGGCUCGCUGUCGAUGGGCGGCAUGGGCGGCCCCUUUGCCCACCACAACUCGCCCACGGGCGGCGGCGGCCCUCGCAGCCACCCACAUGAUUCACGCGGCCUUCACAUGGGCGACACGAUGCCCGUCUUUGAGACCUUUCGCGCCUCGCCCUCCUCCCUCAGCUCCCCCGUCUCCAGUCAGGUGGUCCAUCCCUCGCUCUCGCUGGUGAGCAACAGCAACUCCUUUGGCAUACCGACGGGCUCCAGCAGCAGUGCCACCGGCGGCCUGCCCAGCCCCACGCUAAACAGUCGCAAUCCAAACAGCAGCAGCAAGAACCCCAACAGUCCGACGCCCUCACUCGACCAGCAGUCGGACCUGGGCCUGGGCGGCGGCGGCCGCAACGACCCCAAUGCGACCAAGUACGAGAUGGAAGUGAGCGACAACAUCAUCGGCGCCAUCCUCGGCCACGGCGGCAAGCUCCUGGUGCACUUUCAGAAUGAGUCCAAUGCGAGCAUUCAAAUCUCGAAGAAGGGCACCUUUGCGCCGGGCACCCGCAACCGCAUCGUCACCAUCAUUGGCAACCCGGCCGCCAUCAGUCACGCCCGUAACCUGAUCAGCGGCGCCAUCAAUGAUGAGGAGACAAAGCGGUCGACUCAACAGCAGCAACAACAGCAGCAGCAAUCACCGCAGAGCACCAUCCCCUUCAUGCGCGCUGACUCUGGCAAGUACUAA